AUGUCAAACUGGCGGAUUGAUAACACGUUGUGGCGUAGUGGGGCUUGCCCUGUGGUUGCUGCUGCCAAGACCCCUGGUGACCUGUGGCCGCCGUCCCUCUCGCUGCAUGACCUCCCAAGCUUCCAGUUGCGUGUUGAGGCUCACCUCCAGGACAAUUUGCAAAGGACGUCACCGAUUGCUCUUUGUCGCCAUCUUUUCCCGCCGAGUCCGUUGUGUCUUCUGACCAUCCCGACACGCCCGCCGCCGUCGAGUUUCUCCCCGCCGGUGCCGCUGCAACCUAGAACACGACGCUUUGAUUACGCAGUCCCUGGAUUCCUAGGAAGCGACCAUUGCUUCCAGGUUGCUCUCUGCUCUGCUGCUCUUGCAACCCUAACCUAA
Messenger RNA from Podospora bellae-mahoneyi, 378 nucleotides. RefSeq lists its product as uncharacterized. Lineage: Eukaryota; Fungi; Ascomycota; Sordariomycetes; Sordariales; Podosporaceae. Bases 1 to 378 code for a protein of 125 amino acids. The record is from RefSeq and is a predicted model, not a curated record. The transcript is spliced from 3 exons.